CUGACUAACCACAUGAUUAUCCUAACGUAAGCAAGCGAAGCCCGCGCAUUUGCCGGGGCUCUCGCACAAACAAUUUGGGCAAGUCCUUGGAAACGAGCCAAAUUGAAGUGGUCCAAAGCGGCAUCAAGCUGCGGUGCACGCCCAUGCUCGCUGGAGACCAAGGACAUGACUAUUAGUGCUCGCCCCAGAAAGUGAACCAUUGGCGCACUUCUCCAUUUUGGCCGGGGGUGGCGGACGUGAUGCCUAGAGGAACACAGCAGCUGCAAUGCAGAUCACUGUAUCCAUAUCAAGGUCUGGAAAGGGAGAACAGGCAACACUGACGCAAACGCUGUAGACGCCGAUAAUAAUGUCCAGAUAUUGUAUGUACUGGUGUCGUUAGUAUUAGUGACAAUUGUCAGCUGUAAAGCGAAAGGAGCAGAAGAUGUUCAGACGCUCGCGGGGACGCUCGCCGGGACGACCGCGUCCGUGAGACCAGGACCCGGGCCGCGGGGACUUUGCCGUGGGGGAGGGGGGGGGAGACUGGAGCGGACCUGUUGCGGAGGCAAGUAAAGUAAGAGCUUUCACCACAGCAAGAGCCCAGGCGCUAGGACUCUCCAAGGUGUGUUUGCAUGUGGGGGCACAACACGCCAAGAAGCUGCCUCUGUGGCGUGGCCAAGUCCAUCGUCAUCUUCGACAAGCGCGUUAAGGGGCGGCCAUGGGCUACAAUCAACUACUACGCCGCCGUCAGCCCCCGGUACGGCGGCCUGCACAUCCAGCUCGUCAGCGGCACCAAGGGCCCGGGCUACACGGCACCACGCGUCUACACGACCAAGGCCGGUGCCCUGGCCGCUGGACCUACAGAGGAGGAAUUUGAGGCGUUCAUCAAGGCGAUGCUGGACAAGCAAGUGGUGUGGAUUAAGGGAGUGGGGGGAGAUGAGGAGGUGGGUCAGACCCACCUCCUGUACGCCCCCACUCAGCCCAACCAAACCAUGCCCGACGACCCCCGCUACAAGCCCAUCCACCGGAGCGUGGUGGACGGAGACUGGGCGAGGCCCAACGGCAUCACGCCUGAGACGCACACGCUCCUGCCGCCCUACAGCCCCGACAUGCACAGCGUGAUCGAGCUGACACACGCACACCUCAUGCUCCACUUCCAGACCUUCAUCAACAACCGCGUGCAGGUGCAGUUUGACACGCUGCAGCCCUACCUGGACGAGCUGGAGAGGCUGUUUAACACCCUGAUCACUCACGCGUACGUGUGGAAGCUGACCGUGCGCGUGUACAAGACGGUGCUGCCGGCGAUUGUGCAGGCGAAGGGCGCGUACCCAGACAAGGAGGAUCGGUGAAGGCCUGUCCAGGGGUUGAGCGGCGAGGAAGAGGGGGUCAGUGAGGCGUUUGCAGAGGUUAUACUUGCUAGACGCAGGGUAAAAGCAAGGUGGAGCCGGCGGAAGGCAGAAGCGGGGUAGGGCCGGACGCGGGGUGCGAGGGGGCAGGAGAGGUGUCGGGCGCGGGGCGUGGCGGUUUGGGCCACACGCCGUGCAUAUUGAAAUCGAAGCUUCUUCUCACCGUCUCGGUUUUCGCGUGUUUCUUUGAGCCUAAUACGCCUUCGAUACAGUUUUAACCAGUGCACAAAGCAGUGCGUUACGACGACGCUCCAGGUGCGAGCACGAAAUCACUAGAAUCGCGA
Messenger RNA from Chlamydomonas reinhardtii, 1666 nucleotides. RefSeq lists its product as uncharacterized. The record is from RefSeq and is a predicted model, not a curated record. The transcript has 5 exons. NCBI's taxonomy places the organism in Eukaryota, Viridiplantae, Chlorophyta, Chlorophyceae, Chlamydomonadales, Chlamydomonadaceae. The coding region runs from base 609 to 1325 and encodes 238 amino acids.